AUGACUCUGGCAGAUGUUUUUACAGCUUGUAGAGACGGAAAGUGCAAGGAGACCCGCAUGUUAACCAGUGGGAAGAUGAGAAUCGCUCUAGGGGAAGAAUUUGAAACUCAAGACCUGGAAGAACUUCUAGGAGGUUCUGUAGACUCCACCAGGGCUGGUGGUAGCAGCUUCAGCAGUGGAAGCAGAUGCAGUCUGGGGGGAGGCUCUGCCCGGGGAUUCUGAGGAGGGGCCGGCAGCUGUGGCCUGAGUGGGGGCUCCAGCAUGGGCUUUGGAGGCAGCUUUGGAGGGGGUUUUGGUAGCUGCUCAAUAGGGGGCGGUUUGGGAGGAGCUUCAGGCUCUGGGAUUGGCUUUGGGGGUGCUAGUGGAGGCUUCUACAGCUAUGGUGGUGGUAUGGGUGGUGGUGUUGGCCAUAGGGGGCUUUUCUGUGGAGGUGAAAAGCAAACCAUGCAGAACCUCAGUGACUAGCUGGCCAAUUACCUAGACAAAGUCAGAGCCCUGGAGGAGGCUAACGCUGAUCUGGAGAACAAAAUCAAGGAGCGGUAUGACAAAUUUGGGCCUGGGUCUGGAGACGGUGGAGCUGGAAGAGAUUACAGCAAAUACCAUCCAAUCAUUGAAGACCUUAGGAAUCAGAUCCUUACUGCCACUACUGAAAAUAAAAGAAAAGAAAAUGCUGGGAUUGUUCUGCAAAUUGACAAUGCCAGACUGACUGCUGAUGACUUCAGACUGAACUACAAGAACGAGCUGCAUCUCCGGCAGACCAUGGAGGCUGACAUCAAUGUCCUGCAAAAAGUCCUGGAUGACCUGACCAUGACUCGCUCUGACUUGGAGAUGCAGACUGAGAGCCUCACAGAGGAGCUGGCCUACCUGAAGAAGAACCACCAGGAAGAAAUGAAGAGUAUGCGACGAAGCUCCGGAGGGGGUGUGACAGUAGAACUGAACCCAGGGACGGCUAAGUUACUGAAUGACAUGAGGGCACAGCAUGAGGAGCUGGCUGAGCAGAACCGCCGCAAGGCUGAAGAGCAGUUCAACGAGCAGAGCGCAUCUCUGCAGGCACAGAUCUCUACUGAUGCUGAUGCCAGGUCAGCCAGUUCCACCAGGAAUGAGAUCACAGAACUGAAACGCACUCUGCAAGCCCUGGAAAUUGAGCUGCAGUCCCAACUGGCCAUGAAAAGCUCCCUGGAAGGGACCUUGGCUGACACAGAGGCUGGCUACAUGGCACAGCUGUCACAAAUUCAGAUGCAGAUCAGCGGCCUGGAGGAGCAGAUCUGCCAGAUCCGGGGUGAGACUGAAUGCCAGAACACAGAGUAUGAGCAGCUGUUGGGCAUCAAGACCCGCCUGGAGAUGGAGAUUGAUACCUACCACUGCCUGCUUGAUGGAGAAGGAGGUGGUUCUGGUUUUGGAGGAUCUGAUUUUAGAAACUCGGGAUCAGAAACAGGGUCCAGAAACACCAGAUCCAGGGAUUCAUCCAUGUCUAGUGAUUCAAGAUCUGGAAGCUGUUCUGUCCAAGGAAGAGAUCCAAGCAAGACUAGAGUGACUAAGACCAUCGCAGAGGAGGUGGUGGAUGGCAAAGUUGUCUCAUCUCAAGUCAGCAAUGUUUCUGAGGUGAAACUUAAAUAG
Messenger RNA from Mesoplodon densirostris (Blainville's beaked whale), 1617 nucleotides. It is a transcript of the gene KRT24, whose product is annotated as keratin 24. Gene Ontology annotation, molecular function: structural molecule activity. The record is from RefSeq and is a predicted model, not a curated record. Lineage: Eukaryota; Metazoa; Chordata; Mammalia; Artiodactyla; Ziphiidae.